AUGAUUCUUUCAUGUACUGGAACUUCAGCAUUGAAAAACAAUGAUUCAACAUGGGCACGAUGGAUAACUACAGCUUGUGAUUUAUUUCUCUCAAUCUUAUUAGGUUUUAGUUUAUCUUCACUAAUAAAUUAUUAUCAACAACGAAAAGUCAUAUCUAUCCUUCAAGUAUCAACUGAACAAAUCAUGAGUAAAUGUGAAAGAAAGCUGAAAUUCAAUAAGCAUAUACCCCAAAAGACUUUAUCUGAGUUUGUACCGUUACAACCUUACCGAGUUAUUGUCAUUCGACAACAAAGAUCACCUGUCAUCGUCAAUGAAUUAAUUAUCGAAGCUCGAAAAACAAAUAGAUUUACAAUACAUCCAUAUGAUUAUAAGUCUUCUGGUGAUCAUUAUCUCGAAAUAGAAUUCUUACAACAAUCUUCUUCUUCUAUUAUAAUUUCUAUAGAAAUUUUUCAUCAACAGAAUCUUUUAUUUGAAAGAAUCGAUGAUUUGCUCUCGAUUAUCUUACAUUCAUCGAAUAUGAUUUAUACAUGGAAAGAUUUCGAUAAAAAUUUAAUCGAUUAUCAAAGUUAUCAAGUCUUUUUAAAUGGUGACAUAAAUCAAUGUCAUUUCGUCAAUGUUCAAAAUUGUUUUAAAACGUGGUAUAAUACAACAUUUGGUCAUAAUCAAAAUUGCAAUCAGCUUCUUGAUUUUAAUGAUAUCGAUGGUCCAUUAUGUUCAUGUUCACAUCGACCUGUUAAAUGUCCAACUGAGCAAUGGUCUUUAACAAAUACUAUUGCAUACACAUUUCAUUAA
This is a messenger RNA of Rotaria sordida, 792 nucleotides long. NCBI's taxonomy places the organism in Eukaryota, Metazoa, Rotifera, Eurotatoria, Philodinida, Philodinidae. The record is from the annotation of a GenBank genome assembly.